CCUUCUCUACAUACUGCACCUUUUUUUCCACCCCGCCUGGUCUCCUAUAAUGGCCUCAUUAGACAAUCCCGAAGCCGGCCUUCCACAUUCUCAGCCACAGCCGCCUCCCACCGAUUCACAACCCGCCGACCAACAAACAAAGAAGAGGUCCAAACAACAGCUCAGUUGCGCCGAGUGCAGGAGGUUAAAACUAAAAUGCGAUAGAGAUAUACCGUGCUCAAACUGUGUCCGCAGAGGAUGUAGAGAGCUAUGUCCAGAUGGCGUAAAAGAAACUCGUCGAGCUGGACUUGACGCCAAAACUGCUGAAGCACUUCAAAAACGGUUAUCCACCCUUGAAGGUUUCCUCACAGAACAUGGCUUCGAAGUCGACGACGAUAGCAGUGCAGUCCACCCUCGACUAUCUUCAUCUUCUAGAUCAAGGAUGGAUUCCAAUCCUCCCACCAUGCGCCGCGGUUCCAUCAUAGGAGGAGGAGGAAAUGUUGGCGGCAGCGAGGACUGGCGAUCAAACAAAGAUUCGCCGACGUCUCCCUUUCAAUCUACCAAGUCUAAUCAUCGACGAAGUCGGUCGCCGUCCCGCCGAGCUCAUUCGAUAGGUGAGUACCAGCGGCCUCCGCGGUAUCUGUACGACUCGCCUGCUCCACCUCGUGACAACCCCUUUUCCUACAACCUAUCUUCAUCGAGCCUUAGCCAUAGCAGUAACCCUUCUAUCCCUCCUCAAACCCAAGCCCAAGCCCAGGCCCUUCAUCAACUCCCAUCCCAGUCCCAUCUGCAUUCUCAUCCUCAUUCCCAAACGCAACUUCAUCUCCCCCCCAUCUCCUCAUUCAGCACCUCCACCUCCGCCGGCACAACCAUCCCUGUCGGAUCUCCUGUGGAACACUCUCAUGGUACCCUCGUCCUCGGCAAAUCCGGUCGUUCCCGGUACUUGGGUCCCACAGCCGGCACUGAAUGGCUUAAAAACCAAGAAGUCGGUGGGAUCGGUAUGGAGACACCUUCGAACUCUCGUUCACCUGUGGAUACUACCAAUCCUGGGAAUGGAAGUCCUGCAGGAGGAAGAGGGGAAAAGGGGGGAGAGGAAGGUGUUUAUCAUGGAAGAGAAAGUGGAGGAGCAUACGAAGACCCACUAUACUCCUUUCCAUUUAACGAAUCUGGAGAAGUAUCGACGGUGGAAGCAUUGUUUGCGCGAUUACCCCCAAGAGCAGAUGCAGAGACGUUGGUAGAUUCUUAUUACCGUUAUUUUGCUUGGAACCACGACCCCGCUCCCCGCCGGACCUUCCAACCAAUCUUCGACCGCGUCUACGCCUCUCUGCUCCAUCCCCGUCCCGAAAAUAGCGUCCACCUCCAACAACUUGCUCUCGUGUACAUGCUUCUUGCGAUGGGUACCGUCCACAACAUAGAAUUACCCCCCCACGAUGAGAGUGCGGAAGAGUACUUGACUUUGGCGCAAGCGGCUAUGACGAAAGGGAAUUUUAUGAACCAUGCGACAAUUGCGGGGUUGCAGACUUUGGUAACGAUGGCUCACUAUUACCUCGAAACGGAGAGCGGACGAAACGGGGAUUCCGCGUGGCCAUUAUGGGGUCUAGCGAUGAGUCUUGUCGUCGCUAUGGGAUUACAUCGAGAUGGAGCGAGAUGGAAUUUGCCAGACGAUGUUGUUCAAGAAAGGCGCCAAGUAUUUUGGGAAUGCCACACCAUCGAAGUCUUUCAAGCCAACUGUUUUUCUCGACCCAACACCCUCGUCCCGCGCUACAUUGACACCGCCUUCCCUUCCCCCAACUCCGCCGAAGUCGCCAUGGGUGGCAAAGGUUGGCCCACUCUCAAAUUCGAGCUCUGCCAAAUUUCAUCUCAGGUUCUUGAUGCGGGUAUGACCGUUCAUUUUCAAUCCUACGAUUCUAUCCAGAAACUUUACGGCCAACUAUGUGAAUUCGAGUUGAACGUCCCUUACGACCUCCGAUGUCGUUCUGCCCUCUUGGCGUUACCGUCAGUAUACCCUGACCCGGAGAUGGCAAGGAAAAAUAGUCCAGAGAUAAGCCGGCACAAUCUCCAUAGGACAUUGCAACAGUUCACGCUCUCGUUGAAUAUAUCGGAGAAUAUACUGUUCUUACAAAGACCGUAUUUUGUGAUGGCGAUGCAUGAUGAGCCAGCAGAUCCGACGAGGUCAGUGUAUGGCCAUUCGUAUCUUGCUGUCGUAGAAAGGUGCAACGUCAUCAUCCAAGUCGUCUCCGACUUGUACAAACUCCACCCCACCAUCAUCUCCCGUCAGUGGUUCUUCUGGUACCAUCUCUUCACCGCCGCCGUUUGCUUGGGCACUCUUAUUCUCAAAAAUCCCCAAUCUGCUCUUGCAACAUUUGCCCUCUCCCAAAUCGAACAAGCGAUCAACGUUUAUUCGGUACUGAUCAAGCAGAAUAACUCACCCUCGAUGGUGCAGAAUCAUGAUUGGUUACUGAGGCUUCGACAAAGGGGUGCCAAGAAGAUUGCGCAGGCAGCUGGAAUGGGAGGGACGAAUCUGCCCCUGGGCGUUGGACCUGGAGGAGGAGGUGGAGAUGGGGACACAGGAGGCCAAGAAGAAGAAGAUCGUGAACUCCUAGGCUGGAAAACCCGACUUAUCGAACGCGCUGGCUCUGGCGUCCACACUGCCGUCAACAUCUCUUCCUCCAACCCCGCCAGCUCAGUGCCACACCGUACACCCUCGCCUGGAUCUUUGACGCAAAAUGGCGGCGGUAAUAGCGGGAUGACCCCAGCUAUGCACUUGCUUCAGCAACAUUUUGUACCGCCUUUCCAAACUCCGCCUGUUAGUGGAAUGUUGGGUACGACGGCGCAGACUCUGGGAAUGGAUAACUCGACGGAUUUACUGCUACACCAAUUUUGGGAUCCAAUGAUGAUGGCAGAUUCCACAAACAUGACCCAGAACGCAAAUUGGUGGUCGUGGGAUUUUGGAGGUCUAGCGGAGAACGGCACUCCCAUAGCUGGAGGAGCUGCAGGAUCGCAAACCCAACCUCAAGCAACCCCCUAACCCUAGAUUUGAGAAAGGACCUGUAUUGAGUCGGCUAAGAGCAAUGAAAAAGGGGUGGGAAUAAAGCAAGCGGAGGAGCAUGCUGUCGGUCUUGAAAAUUCAAAACUUUGAGGGUUCUGGGGAACGAGUAAUUUUACGUCACGCAUCACAAAGAAUCAUGUUUUCUCAAGGGGUUUGACAAGUGUGAGAUUGAAGCACAAAGGAUACGAGGUGGUACCACAAGGAGAGUAAAGAAUUGUAAUUCAUGUCAAGUAUCACCUAUGUACAGUACAAGCUCAUAUCGUUCAACAUAUGUAAUCAAUGAUCAAUGCAUAUAAUGAC
Messenger RNA from Cryptococcus deneoformans JEC21, 3328 nucleotides. RefSeq lists its product as hypothetical. The transcript is spliced from 10 exons. NCBI's taxonomy places the organism in Eukaryota, Fungi, Basidiomycota, Tremellomycetes, Tremellales, Cryptococcaceae. Gene Ontology annotation, molecular function: DNA-binding transcription factor activity, RNA polymerase II-specific; zinc ion binding; DNA binding. The record is from RefSeq and is a predicted model, not a curated record. Gene Ontology annotation, biological process: regulation of DNA-templated transcription; DNA-templated transcription. Bases 50 to 3007 code for a protein of 985 amino acids.